CUGCCGAAGAAAAAAUGGAACACAAGCCAUUGACGUAUGAUGCAAGCCAUGUUUUGGAUGCGAUUCCAGAAGAAGUGAUUGUUAUUGAUGAUGAACGCCGUUUACAACAAUCGGCAAAGAGGAAGCGAUUGCUCAAAUGUGAGCCUGAAUCACCGACUGUAUCAAUUCCCAAUGACGAUGUGCAAAAAUCCAUCUAUCAUUUCACCAAGGCCUACAAUGAUAUGCGCGAAUUGAAUGCGACACUCGAAAUGAAGUUGCAACAGAAGGAUUAUGAAAUUCAUUCGAUGAAGCAAUCACAUGGUCAGAAUUUGGCUGCAUUCGAACGAAAGAUUCAAGGUCUGCUAAAGGAUAGAAAUGAAUCGGAUAGAAAAUUGAAGGAUUUGGAAAUUAUGCUUGAAGAACUCGAGCAAUUAUCAAUCAACGAAAAUCAAACCUUGUUGACUCACAACGAAAAGACGGAAUUGAUCGAAGAAAAUGAACGACAAAUGAGGGUACUCAGCGCCAAGAAAGACAAAGAGCGACAGCAAGCACUAGCUGACGUCAAGCAACAGUAUGAACAAGAAUGUUCAGCUAUGGUCGAAGAGGCCAAAGGGAAGAAGUAUUGCAUCGGCUGCGGCUACACUCAACCGAACGACAUUUAUGUCUGUAACAUGAAGUGCCUGCAACGUGCAUGCAAGAAGUCGCAAUAGAAGAAUCCAGAACUCGACUCGAUUGGUGGGACAGAGACAAAGUGUCAUUGAACGAUAUACUUUUGUACGGCAACACGCAUGAAAUGC
Molecule: messenger RNA, 776 nt
Organism: Sitodiplosis mosellana (orange wheat blossom midge)
Lineage: Eukaryota; Metazoa; Arthropoda; Insecta; Diptera; Cecidomyiidae
Exons: 2
Coding region: 15-689 (224 amino acids)
Source: RefSeq, a predicted model, not a curated record